GCUUAAGGGAAAAGUAUGAACCGUCAUCCUCCAUCGCCAGAGCUUAAGGAGCAACAAAAGCAUCUCGAUUUCUAUCCUGUAUUACCAGCUUCCAGCUUAUUAAGCAGCUCACGCAAGGGAUACAUCUGAGGAUGAGAUAUUGGCUUUCGGUGGCUUGGAUGCUGUGGUUUUUGUAAGGAUACUUGUGUUUAGGAAUCCUACAGACAGAAACUGGAUGAGACGCUGAAUUUGGGUUCUGAUGGGAAGCCAUUUAGGAUGUUAGUUUUCAGAGGAAGUUCUAAAUCAACUACAAAAUCUAUUCGUCACAUCGAUCAGGUGGGACAAGCAGACGCAGCCGCACUUCAAAACAGUAUCAAUCAGCCCCGCCCUCGUACAAUGCCUAAGAAAGAGGCCAAGGUCUUGGAUGCACCAAAUAUUAGAAAUGACUACUAUUCAAACACUAUGGAUUGGGGGAAAAACAACAUUCUUGCUGUUGCUUUGGGAUCAGAAAUGUACCUUUGGAACUCUGUGAACAACAAUGUACAUAGGUUGUUUGAAGCCACUCACAAUGAUUGUCCCACAAGUGUUGCCUGGUCACGGGAUGCCAAACUUUUCGCAGCAGGAUUUAUGCACUCUAAGCUUCAACUCUGGGAUGCUGAGACUUCUAAGCCAAUAAGAGUCCUAGAAAGUCAUGGUCAAAGGAUUGGAACCAUUGCAUGGAGUGGCGAUACUUUAACUUCUGGAAGCCAUGACAAAUCUAUAAUCAACCAUGAUGUUAGAGCAAGAAGAAAUGUUAUUUCACGGGUAAAAGCACACGGAGCAGAAGUUUGUGGCUUAAAAUGGUCCAAAGGGGGAAAUAUGCUGGCAAGUGGCGGCAAUGACAAUCAUAUCUACAUAUGGGAAUCAUCUAAAAUGAAUUCAUCGAGUUUCUUGCAUUGUUUUAAGGACCAUUCUGCUGCAGUCAAAGCCCUUGCUUGGUGCCCUUAUGAUUCAAAUGUGCUUGCUUCUGGAGGUGGCACAAAUGAUAGGUGUAUUAAGAUAUGGAAUAUUCAAAAAGAAACUUGCAUUCGCAGCAUAGAUACUACAGCUCAGAGCCCAGAUGGGUUAACAGUGGUGUCAGCUGGGGCAGAUGAAACAUUUCGCUUUUGGGAUAUUUUUGGGCCACCUGCUACUGAUACAUCAAAGAUCUCACAUCUGGAUAACCUUUUGUCCCUGAAGAUAUCCGCAUUAAGAUAACAUUUUCUUUUACGAGCUUGUUUGGUUGCGGACCAAAGAGCACUUGUUGGAGCUUAUUUAACUCAUUUUUUAGUAGCUCCAAUAAGUUCUCUUUAGUCCGUAUCUGAAAUCAAUCUAAACCUGAAAGUCUCAUUAUUGUUUCCCUACUGAUUUUCCCUACUGAUUUUUCCCUACUGAUUUUUCUAAUUGUCCCUACUGAUUUUUCUACUGAUUUUUCUAAUUGUCCUACUGCUGUAGUUUUCAGUUUUCAUGAUGUCUAAUAUCUAAAUCUUAUGUGAAGGUUGAUUUUGAAACACAAAUUGCUGCAAGAGACUCACAGCAUAACAUAGAUGAUGAAGAAUUAGAGGAUGAUUUGGAUGGCAUUUGAUUUAGAUGAAUAUAUGUAUUUGAUACUAUGUUUUUAAUUAUACUUGACAUUUUACCAUGACUAUGUAUGGAUUCACUACUAUGGUUAUGUAGGUUGAUGAACAUGAUCUUAAAUAUGAAACUUCAAAUCAAUAGUAUAUUUUGAAUUACUUCUA
Messenger RNA from Lotus japonicus, 1736 nucleotides. RefSeq lists its product as uncharacterized. Gene Ontology annotation, molecular function: anaphase-promoting complex binding; protein binding; ubiquitin ligase activator activity. Bases 256 to 1215 code for a protein of 319 amino acids. Gene Ontology annotation, cellular component: anaphase-promoting complex. NCBI's taxonomy places the organism in Eukaryota, Viridiplantae, Streptophyta, Magnoliopsida, Fabales, Fabaceae. Gene Ontology annotation, biological process: anaphase-promoting complex-dependent catabolic process; positive regulation of ubiquitin protein ligase activity; positive regulation of anaphase-promoting complex-dependent catabolic process. The transcript is spliced from 7 exons. The record is from RefSeq and is a predicted model, not a curated record.